AUGCCACGUCUUGGCCGUACGCGUAAGCUAUUGGUCACUGACUGCCACGUGAUCCACCGCUACCAACGUAAAACCUCUAACCUGUUCGACACGUACAAGUGUCCACGUAAAAAACGGCACGUAUCGGCGACGAAAACACGGGAAAACUACGGAAACGGAUCCGCUAGUAUGGUUUAUCCGGAUUCACCUUUCGGAUGUAAUUUCGACUGCGACGUGUUGCUCGAAACGGCACAGGAAAAAUCACCACACGCAGCGGUUCAAAAUUUCGAAUUGCACGACUAUUUGAAAUGGUUGUGCGCUUCGCCGAAUUACACGUCGUUUCGUGUGAACACCUUGAGAUGCACGACCGAUGACGUCAGGAAGGAUUUGCAAUUAAAAAUCGAUCUGAUUUUUGGAAACGGUGCUAUUUUGGUGGAGAAGCACGAUAAAUUACAAGACGUUUUGAUAAUCAAACAUCCCGAAGUAACUGGGCAGUUGGGAAAGCAUGAAAAAGAAGUUAUUGUGGACGCGGAAUGCGCAACGGCUGUUUUACGUGGAGCGCACAUUUUUGCGCCCGGAAUUCUUGGCAUGUUAUCAGGCACACAAUUGGGGGAUAAAGUGAGCGUUUACGCUGACAUCUCAAAAAAAUGCAAAAAAGGACUUCAAAAAGUUUAUCCUGAGUGCGACAAAAUAUUUGUAGCCAACGGAAUUGCCAAAAUGCAAAGGCAAGAGCUUUUCGGCGAAAAUCUGACUCCAAAUGGAAUAGCAGUUGAAAUAUCAGAGACGAUUUCCGGUUGUCCUUCAAUACCAGAUAACAUUUUGGACACAGGUUUGAUUCUCUUACAGAACGUGCCUUCCAUAAUUUGCGUUCAAAACUUAAAUCCCCAACCUCGUGAAGUAAUAUUGGACAUGUGUGCUUCCCCGGGCAAUAAAACCACGCACAUAGCAGCUCUAAUGAAGAACAAAGGAGUUCUUAUAGCUUUGGACAAGACUAUUCCAAAAGUUAUACAGUUAAAAAAAAGAUGCGAAGAAUUCGGUACGAAAGUUUUAUCGUUUCAAGCUGAUUCGACCAAAAUCUUAGAUUCUACGUCCGGAAAUUUAUUUGAAGAAGGUCCACCUUUCAGACCCGAAACUUUCGACAGGAUUCUUCUUGAUGCCCCAUGCAGUGCAGUCGGUAGACGACCACAGUUACUUAACACUUCCUCAGAAAAAGUUAUACGGUCAUACGUUCCCCUACAAAGGAAACUAUUCGAAACUGCUGUGUCCUUGUUGAAACCUGGUGGACGUUUAACAUACAGUACAUGUACGAUAACGCUGGCGGAAAAUGAAGGACUUGUGGCUUGGGCUUUGAAGAAAUUUGAUUGCCUCGAAAUCGUAAAGCAGGAUAUUCACUUGGGAGGCUGCGGCUUGUCUGGAUCUGAUUUAACUGAGGAACAAAGAAAAUUGGUCCAGAGAUUUGGACCUUAUGAUGGUGUUGAUUCUGUUGGUUUUUUCAUUUGUUGUUUCAAUAAAAAAAUAUAAGAA
Aethina tumida (small hive beetle) is the source of this 1503-nucleotide messenger RNA. Its product is annotated as tRNA (cytosine(72)-C(5))-methyltransferase NSUN6. The transcript is spliced from 7 exons. The coding region runs from base 1 to 1500 and encodes 499 amino acids. NCBI's taxonomy places the organism in Eukaryota, Metazoa, Arthropoda, Insecta, Coleoptera, Nitidulidae. The record is from RefSeq and is a predicted model, not a curated record. Gene Ontology annotation, biological process: RNA methylation. Gene Ontology annotation, molecular function: RNA binding; methyltransferase activity.